Molecule: messenger RNA, 969 nt
Organism: Peronospora matthiolae
Lineage: Eukaryota; Oomycota; Peronosporomycetes; Peronosporales; Peronosporaceae
Source: the annotation of a GenBank genome assembly
AUGACGGCGAUCUACAUCAAGAAUCGCCUACCAUCGCCCAAGUGCCAAGAUCAAACCCCGUUCGAGAUCGUCAACGGAUUUCGACCAAGUGUGAAGCACAUGCGGGUUUUCGGCUGCCGAACGUUUGUGCUGACCCCUAAGGAAAAGAGAUCGAAAUGGGAUCCAAAGGCUCGUGAAGGACAAUUCAUGGGGUACGAAGAAGUGUCAAAGGCAUAUCGCGUUUACGACAUUGAAGCGGAUCAAGUGGUGAUAUCUCGCGAUGUCACAUUCGACGAAUCAACGUUUGGUUUCUCGCCGACGCUACCACAAGAAAUUGUUGAUGACACUGCGCUGGAUAUCGAAUCGAUGAACAUUAGCGAUGAGCCUCACCCUAUGGAGUUCAAGCAAAUUGGAAAACGCAAAAGCCGUUCAAACAGCCAAGAACAAGCUCUGCAACGGACACUUCCUGAGCGUCGUGGAACCGGGUUCGAAGAAGCAAGUGCACCGGAUGACUUUGAAACGCACCAAGCGAAGCGACGGUCAAGCGCUCGAGCCAAUCUGGACGAAGAGCAAAAGGGCAGUGACGAAGAUAACGAGGAUGCUACACCUCAAGUCUUUUGGCGAGCGAGUGUCAACGCAGUCGAAGGUACUGACUUGUCUGAGCCGACAACGUUUAAAGAUGCUGUUGAUGGACCGGAUCAAGUGCAUUGGUGUGAAGCAAUCUGUGCUGAGUUGGACUCGAUGAAACUUCGUGGCGUGCUUCGAGCGCCCAAACAGCCAGCUGGACAGCAUACCAUUGGCACCAAGUGGGUAUUCAAUAUCAAGCGGAAAGCUGAUGGAUCCAUCGAGAAAUACAAGGCGCGUCUCGUGGCAAAAGGGUUCAAGCAGAAAUAUGGCAUCGACUACACGGAGACGUUUUUGCCGGUAGUCAAGUACGUGACGCUGCGCAUGGUAGUUGCAAUCACGAAGUACUUUGACUGGACACUGUGA